AUGGAAGUAGACGCCGCGACUGAGAUGUUUGCUCGCGCGGAUGAAAAGAAUGGUGUUUCUUAUAUUAAUUACGUAGGUGAUGGUGAUUGUAAGACUUUCAAGGCUAUUGUUGAGCAGAAUCCAAAUGUCAAAAAAAAAGAAUGUAUUGAUCACGUUCAGAAAAGAAUGGGCACCAGGCUUCGAAAAUUGGUGAGUAAUACAAAAGGAUUGAGCGAUAGAGGUAAAUUAACGGGCAAAUUAAUAGACGAAUUAAGUAUUUACUACGGAUUGGCUAUCCAUAGACACUGUAACUCAAUCGAGGACAUGAAGAAAGCCAUCUCGCUCGUGUGGUCGAUGGCUCCCAAGUCAAGUUUCAGCGGCAAAUCUGUACUCGAUAUUGCUGUGAAUCUCGCAGUUUUAUAUUUCAACGAUGGAUUUUUCGGAAUUAUGCAAGUUAUGAAGCAAAUGGGCAUUUUAAUCGGACUGAGUUGCUAUAAUUUCUGCUCGGAAGCCAACGCCCCGCGCAUCACGCUAUCUGAGCGUUCCCUGUCCGUAGAGGCGAGAGAAGCUCGCUCAACAUCAUUAUCGUCAAGGAAGGAUGAGGAGCACGAAAAUCUUAAUUUAGAAGGACAAUUGUAUGGCCCAGGCAUCGCCGAUUAA
Messenger RNA from Camponotus floridanus (Florida carpenter ant), 639 nucleotides. RefSeq lists its product as uncharacterized. The transcript has 2 exons. Lineage: Eukaryota; Metazoa; Arthropoda; Insecta; Hymenoptera; Formicidae. The coding region runs from base 1 to 639 and encodes 212 amino acids. The record is from RefSeq and is a predicted model, not a curated record.